AGACUCGUAUAGCAAAGACAGCACUGCCAAAACGUUCAUCCUGCAACACCACCGUGCACAAACGUCUUCUACUCUCACCGAUUUGUCUAUUUUGUCUAAAAAAUGAAUGCUCCGCCUACAUUUGAAUCAUUCAUCCUCUUUGACGGAGAAAAGAAGAUCACUAUUGAGAAAGACACCAAGGUUCCUAACGCAGCUAUCUUCACAGUCAACAAAGAGGAUCACACGCUGGGCAACAUCCUUAGAGCCCAGCUUCUAAAGGAUCCCCAAGUCAUGUUUGCAGGAUACAAGGUUCCUCACCCACUGGAACACAAGUUCAUCCUAAGGGUACAGACCACACCCGACUACAGCCCUCAAGAAGCCUUCACUAAUGCCAUUACUGAUCUCAUCUCAGAAAUCUCACUCCUAGAAGAGAGGUUCAAUGCAGCUGUCAGAGACAAGAGAGAAAUACAGGACUGAAGGAGUGUUUCAGUCAUAUGUUAAAAAACUAUGAACUGCUGGACAGUACUUUUUGUACAUUGUUGUGAAAAUACUUGAGUGAUGGAUGGAUGAAUGAACUGGAGUCCUUCGUGGCUGUGCCCUGACUUGUAAGAUUUAUUAUAAGAGCAGCAUGAAGUUGUUAAGACCAAUGGAGAUGGCUUUCACCUUGAAAUCAGUUCAUGGCAAGAAUGGUGCCACUCAUAUGGACAUUCUGGAAUAUGGUUUGGGAAAUCUGAAUGAGCAUCAGCUAACUACUGAUGUAGUUGGCCAGCUUUUGAAAAUGUUGUUGUAUGUUGUAAAGUCUGAUGUCAACCUUACUCUGUGAAGCAGAUAUACAUCUGUAGCUCAGCUCACAGAGGUUCAUCAAGUGUAAUCAUGGCCAAAUUUGACAUCGAUUAAUAGUAACAGAGGUCCUGUUCAUCAGAUUUUUUCCUCUAAAAGUAUCAUAAACUGUCUUGGGGAAUAUGCUUUCUCUACAAUAAUUGCAUUUAAUAACAAGUUGUGUAUGUUUCAUGAAGAAUUUACUAUUAGCUGAGCUCAGCAUCCAAUCAAAAUUAAGGCUUCCAAGGUACAUGUUCCCCAGGUAAAGUUAUGAAACAUGCCCUGCUUUAUAAUCAUAGAGAUGUCUUCAUUUGCUUCCCAUAGUCAAAGCACAGGUUAUUAGUAGCAAUCAGUCUUGAUCUGGAUUUGAUUCAACCGGUGUCAGUUAUUUACUUUUGAUAUAAAGAUACAUGUGCCAAAUCAUUUAUAGAUCCCACACAUUAAAUAAGAGCAGUGUAAAACAGUCACUUUUGACUCCCCCCCCCCUGGAUUAUCGACCCAAGCCUUUCCUGGAAUGGAAUAUGGAUCUCUCAUUGGAGUUACUCAUGAGAUCGCAACCAGGAUCUUGGGCCAAAUGACUAGUAUUUCAAACCACAUUUCAUCUCCUUUUGGAAUAUUUAUUCAUGUAGUUGGGAAAUAAACUUCACAGUAUUCCAUUUGCUCGCAAUUGACCAGCAUAAAAAUGAAUUACUCUUGAAAUCUUAGUAAAAUAACAAUUGGUUUCCAAAAUGAAUGCACCUUUAUAAAUUAAUUUAUGUGGUUCCAGCAGUUCCAUUAUUUUGGGUUUUGUAGUAUUCUCAAGAAUUUUUUUUUACACACAUGUACCCAAGUUUGUUGUUGCAUAACUGUUCUUAUCAGCCCAAGUGUUAAGUUGUCAAUUUCACUAUUUUCUUAACUAAACUACAAGAUCCUGUAAAAACCUCUUUACACUUUGUAUACAGACCUGCCUGUCUCCACAAGCAGCCAUCUAAAGAUAUCUAACUAGACAAGCAAUUUGAGAUAACCAACAAAUAAAGCCCUUGCCCUUACAAAUGGAUAUUGUAUCUGCAUUUGUGUGACUGUAUCGAUAUAACCAAACUCUCAUAUAUCAUCUCUCUUUGAUUCAAAAUGUUGUGAAGUUGUGAAUUUUUUUUUUUAAAUGUAAUAAAUACUUUGUAAAAAAUAUGUAAGUACUUUGCAGUGUUACUGAUUUUACUUUUAUUCACUUCGGUUUUAAGUAUCACAUAUAAUUUUUACUAAAUUCUUUCAACCAAUUUUUUAAAACUUCAUAUCAAACAAUUUUUUGUUUGACAUCUUGUUUAUCCCCUUUUCUCUCUCCCUCUCUCACACACUUUGCCUCUAUUGUAUAUACACACUCCCUUUUUCUUUUUUUCCCCCCUUUCUCCCUUUUGCUACCUGAGCUAUUGAUUGCACCUUCUCAGUCGACUCCAAUCUCAAUCAUUUUACUGUAAUUCACUUCACUUCCUAUACCGAUGCCAAUCCCUUCUCUUUUUAACCUUUCCAUCAUGUUCAUUUUACACACCUAGUGGGUAUUUCAUAAAGCUGUUCAUAUACACACCAGAUUUAAUUGGUGUUGAUGUUUGUAAAGUCACUCUUAACUUAUGAACAGGUGUAUGAAUUACCUACCUGGGGGCCAUUUCAUAAAGCUGUUCGUAAAGUUAAGAGCGACUUUAAGAACGACUGGUGAUCCUUUCUUACAUGCUAAACCAUCGCCAAUGGUACAUACCAUUCACCAAAAGAAAGGACCACCAGUCGUUCUUAACUUACAAACAGCUUAAUGAAACACCCACCAGAACCUAUUAUAUAAAGCUUUGCAAUUUACCUUGAUGCUGAUUUGUAUGAUUUGGUUGCAUUGAUUAUUGUGUUUAAUCAAUCUUACAAAUAAAUCAAAUGGGCAAUUGCUAAAACUUUAUAUUUAAUGUGAACUCAACAAAUACACAUGAAAUGUCAACAUUAAAAUUGUUCAUUUAUGUAUUGAAAUAGCAAUCAAUCUGUUAUAGUUUUAUAAUCACUUUUUCCCUGUUACUUGCUAUGCUGGUUAAAACAUUUAAACCACUUUUUUAAAACAUGAAAUGUGCUCUUUUUUUAGUACAAAACAAUGGAUAUUACAUAUACAUAUAAAGAUAGUUUUCAAGCAGUUACAUGAAUUUUAAAGACGAUUGCCCAUAACAAUUAAGUAUUCAGCCAUUUUAAAUAAACAAUGAUAGACCAAUUUCUAUACAUCAACAAAUAUAAUACAACAUAAUGGUUUCAUCUAUCGUGUAAUGAUCUGCACAUUUCAAGCAUAAUUUAAAAUAAUCACACCAUGAUAUAUCUGUGAAUGUAAGUUUCCAUGAAAACUAAUUGCAUUCUCUUCCGCCACCAUCUUGUUAUCUGGUAUAAAAAGAUGCUAUAGUUUAAAACAUUUUUUAAAAUAGAUAAUAGCUUGUUUGAACCAGCAAACUGCAACUGCUGCAAACCAUACAGCAACAUAUCUGUAGUGUAUGGGAUAGCAUACUUUCAUCUCUUCACCUUUCAAAGCUACGAUUGCUUAUCACAUGGAUUUCUUAUUCUGUACUCCAUUCACAAUCGUUGCUCCAUCGUGAUUUUGAUAACUACUCUGAAUAUUAUGAAUGAUACCGACUUAUACUACAUGUACCAACAAAGUGAAAACUGUGAACUGUGCACUAUUGAAACACAUACAUAAAGAAAUUGGAACAAUGAACACUUGUCUGCAAACUCUGCACAGAGAACAAGGACAAGAUGUCAAUUCAACUUUUAACAUGAUAUGAUGAGAGAAGAAUAAUAUAAGAAAAAGGGAUGCACUAUCUAACAGAUGAACUCUUAAAAUGGAUUGUUAUUCCUGUAAACUGCAGUAAGAACAAAGAAAACUGUUUUUCAUGAAAAGAUGUAUCAUACACUGCAGUUUUAUAUACUUAUUUCAACUUAUAUUCUUUUUAUGGAACAGAAUUAAAGUAUUUUAUCAAUUAAAGGUCAGUUUGUUUGAUGUUCAAAUAAUUGUGUUCAAACAUGCAUCCCACACUGUAAGCAAUAUUUUUUUUACAAGAUAUUCAGAAUUACUGAAAUGCUGUUAAUACUUUCCUUUGGAAUGAUCACUUUUAUAUCCACUCAACUAAACAUCCAGAAAGAUAAUCAAAUUUAUAUUUUUAUAAAAGAACAAUCAAAACAUGUAACAAAUCAUUACAGGUAAUGUGAAAGGUUUUUACAAUUUCUUAAUGUGAAAUUGACAAGGGAUCAUUUGUUCCAGAAAAUUGAAAUGACAAAUAAACAGUAUACAAAUAUAUCAUUUUCCAUAAUUCAAUAUACUUUGGGUAGUAUUAAAAGCACAAACUAUUAUUUCAUUCAUGAUACUUUCACUAACUUUUCAUCAUUGUGCUUAUUAUGCCUAUUUAUUUAAGUCACUGUUAAACCCUUAUAUUUGCAAGUAGCUUGCUGAUUUAUAAAGCACCACAUUUCAAGCAUUCUACAACUUUAGAUUAUCAAAAUUCAAAAAUUUUAUAAAAACUAAUACAUGUUAUGUUGAAUACUUGUCAUUAAUAUAAACUAUAGGUGUACUUACGAGUUUUCAUGCAUACAAUAAAACAAACACAGAAUGACGAAAAUAUCCAAAUUGUCCCAUCUGAGUAGUGAAUAGGUUUAACAACGAAACAACAAAAAGACAUCAUAGUAAUUUCUCCAUAGAAAUACUAUAAAUUAAGUUUAAAACAAGGUUGAAAUGUCUGGUAAUCUGACAAAGCAAUGACCUUUAUUAAAAGGUCCUUUGGAGAGGACUUGCAACCACUGGUCUUGUCUCUUUUUCUCUCUCUGCUUGCCUCAAUAGUAUAAGCAUACACAUGCUUUCUAACAAUUUGGGAAAAACAAUUCAACAAUAAACUGUAAAUUUAAGUAUCAACAAAUGUUCUGUUAAACAAUGAAAAUUUACUAUGAAAUAUACAUACUCUACAUCUAAGGGGUAAGUACUUCAUGAAGUGCCUAAUCUUCUAAUUUCAUUAACCAAGUUGCUCUCAGCCAAUGGAAUGAAAGGAUUUCAGUAGCUUAUAACAAUUCACAGAAAAUUACUGAUAAGUGAUUUUGUGAAAGGCUCCUAGAGUAGCAGCUGGAGUCUACCGAGUAAAGUAUGGUGCAUUGAAAAAUAAAAAUAAUAACUUAAAGAUGGCAUUUCACAAAAGCAUACAAACAAACAAGGAAUUCUUUUACACUACAAAAGUUGGUCAGAAAGCUUAUUACUGAGUAAAAUACAUCAUAAACAUUUCAAUGUAUGUCUACUGAGUGCUUAAUUGUGUAUAUUUGGUCAAUCUAUCAAUUUUAUAAUGCAUGAAGAGACACAUGAUCAUUAUUAUAAUCAGGCACCGUUUUUGAUUGCUUAAGGAUUAUUUUGUUUUAUUCAUGACCACAAGGCUGAAUCACAGAAGGUUUAUAAAGGGAUCGUUGAGACACUCUUGCAAAAAAGAAUAUGAUACUAGUAAUUAAAUGAAAGAUAAAUUAUUGGGCAGCAAUUGAUAAACAAUACAAAAUGUAUUUUUUCUUGCAAAAUAUUUGCAAGUCUUGACAAAAGAAUAAUGAAUGAAGAGAACUUUUUUUAGGGCGGGGGGAGAGAAAAGCAACAAUAUCAAUAUGCAUAAAUUGACGUUGGCACGUGGCUGGUCAAUUAAUUGUACUAUAUGUCUAUGAAAAACACAAAUAAUAACUAAUCCAAAAUUAACACGCAUGCAAAAAAUCCAAAAUUUUAAUAUUCCCAGAUUUCUGACAUUCAGGGAAUGAAAGAAUGAAAUACAAGGAAUCGAUGAUUCUCUCAGAGCUUGCUUUCAUUUUCUAUGCAACUAGAAACAAAGUUAUUUCCCUGGAUUUAACACAAUUAUAAGAAACAGAAAAUAUGCAGCAGAACUUGAAAAUGAAAGAAAUGCAGCUUAUAUACUGGCAAGAAAGUAAAACAACUUGGGGAGUAUUUCAUGAAGAGUUUAGUCAGUGAUUUUCACUGACUAAUUAGCUCUUAACCAAUCAGAGGCAAGCAUUUCUAGUAGCUCAUAACAAUAGCUGGAAGUUUCAUGAAAUGCUUCCCAGAUCACCGGAAAGUUUGUGGCAGCCAAACAAUUAUCUACAGCGAAAAUUGAUGCCGAUUUAAGGAAUAAAAAUGUGACUGGUGCAAUAUGGAUGAAAAUUGAGGCUAACAUUUGGAUAUUUACAGGCAGAAGUUUUUUCAAAUGUGAAGUAGAAGCUGGAUACCAAUGAAAAAUAUUUGUUCAA
Lytechinus variegatus (green sea urchin) is the source of this 6042-nucleotide messenger RNA. RefSeq names its product DNA-directed RNA polymerase II subunit RPB11-a. Gene Ontology annotation, cellular component: RNA polymerase II, core complex. Gene Ontology annotation, molecular function: protein dimerization activity; DNA binding. Lineage: Eukaryota; Metazoa; Echinodermata; Echinoidea; Temnopleuroida; Toxopneustidae. The transcript is spliced from 4 exons. Gene Ontology annotation, biological process: transcription by RNA polymerase II. The coding region runs from base 103 to 456 and encodes 117 amino acids. The record is from RefSeq and is a predicted model, not a curated record.